Molecule: messenger RNA, 3001 nt
Organism: Rhinichthys klamathensis goyatoka
Lineage: Eukaryota; Metazoa; Chordata; Actinopteri; Cypriniformes; Leuciscidae
Product: patched domain-containing protein 3-like
Exons: 6
Coding region: 80-3001 (973 amino acids)
Cellular component (GO): membrane
Source: RefSeq, a predicted model, not a curated record
GUCAUUGCAGGAGGAGUAUGUUUCUGGGGCUUUGCAGAAGAGCAAGAUAUUCACUGUUGACUGUUGAAGUGUAUGGAGGAUGGCGAAGUGUAAAACAGACUGCAUUGAAAGGCCUCUGUCUCUGGUCUUUGAAAAACUCGGUUGUGUUGUUGGUAGACAUCCGUGUGUGUUUAUUGUAUUAGUUUUAUGUGUGGCUGCUGCCCUUGGACCUGGUUUCAUCUUUCUUCACGAGAGGGAGGCAAAUGAUAUUGAAGACCAGUUUACGCCUGUCAAUGGACCUGCCAAGUUGGAGAGGGCGAUUGUGGUGGAAAAUUUCCCACAAUCAGAAGAGUUUUCUCAGCUACGGCUUUCGUCUGAAGGCACUUAUGCCUCUGUGAUCAUCACAGGCUUGCACAGAGAAAAUAUAUUAACUGAAGCAGCUUUUAAUGACAUUAUAGAGCUAGACAGACAAGUGAAAAGUAUAACGUCAGGAAACACUUUUGAGAACCUCUGUGCCAAAACAAAGGGAAGGUGCAUGUCAAAUGCAAUUUUAGACAUUAUAAAUUAUAAUGCUGCUGAAAUAGUUUCUUCAAACAUAAAAUAUCCAAUGAAUAAUGACACAUUUCUGGGAACAACCAUCGGCGGUGUAGAGCUAAAUCCGGAUAGCUCAGCCCUAACCAGUGCCAAAGCGGUCAGGCUUUUUUAUUUCUUAGACGAGAAGAAGAAAGGAGAAGAAAAGAUGAAAAACUGGAUUGAUGGCUUUCUAAAACUCCUCUCAAACUCUACAGAACAGAAAACGGUCCAUGUGUCUUACUUUACAUCAAUAUCAAGACAGAAUGAGCUUGAGACCAAUUCAGACUCUGUGAUCCCCCUCUUCUCUGUUACGUAUUUCCUGGCCAUUACCAUGUCAAUUCUAUCUUGUUUAAGGUUGGACUGUGUCAGGACGAAGGUGUGGGUGGCUGCGUUCGGUGUGGUCUCCGCUGGGAUGGCCGUGUUGGCCAGCUUUGGUCUGCUGCUGUUCUGUGGGAUGCCGUUUGCCAUGACUGUGGCCACAGCCCCCUUUCUGAUUCUGGGUGUUGGUGUCGAUGACAUGUUCAUUAUGAUCUCCUGCUGGCAGAAGACUGAAGUUCAUAAAGCCGUUGAGCUUCGUUUAGCAGAAACGUAUAAAGAGGCCGGCGUGUCCAUCACUAUCACGACGCUGACAGAUGUGCUGGCUUUCUACAUCGGUCUCAUGACGCCCUUCCGCUCAGUUCAGUCCUUCUGCAUGUACACCAGCACAGCUCUUCUGUUCUGCUACCUCUUCAACAUCACCUUCUUUGGCGCGUGUCUCGCACUGAAUGGUUGGAGAGAGAAAGGCAACAGACACUGGCUGACCUGCAUGAAAGUCCCAGAAGCCACUGGUGAUGAUGGAGGCUGUUGUGUUGGUGGGGCGUAUGAUGAAAACACACAUAAGGAAUUUGAAAUGCCAAUGGAUUCAUUCUUUAAAAACUAUUACGGCCCUUUUCUGACAAGAGUGUGGGUUAAGGCGCUGGUGUGUCUGGUCUAUGCCGGGUAUUUGGCAGUCAGUAUCUAUGGAUGUUUCCAAAUGCAGGAAGGUCUAGAUCUGAAACAUUUAGCAGCAGACGGCUCAUAUGUUGGUAGUUACUAUGACAAAGAAGAUGAAUUCUUCUCUGCCUUUGGUCCCAAUGUCAUGCUAGUUAUAAAGGAUGAAGACUUUCAGUACUGGAACCCAACUGCCCGCAAAAGUCUUGAUUUGUGUUUGGAAAAUUUUCUAAAUCUGCCAGUGGCAGAUUCAGGCAUUUCACCGAUUUCUUGGCUGAGUGCAUACAUGCAGUUUGGACUGAAUGCAGAUUUAAAUUUAGGCAAUGAAACACAAUUCAAAAGCCAUUUAUCUGCAUUUCUUAAUCUGUCUGGUUUUAGUCAAGAUGUUAAUUUCACUAACAAUCAAAUUCACGCAUCACGUAUGUUUAUUCAGACUGUGAACAUCAGCACAGCGAUCGAUGAGAAGAACAUGCUGGAUGUAUUUAGAGAAACUGCAGAAAAAUGUGUUGUUGAUCUGAUAGUGUACCACCCUGCAUUCAUCUAUUUCGACCAAUAUGCCGUCAUCGUCAGUAAUACAAUCCAGAAUAUAGUAGUUGCUACAUGUGCAAUGUUAGUCAUUUCACUCCUGUUGAUCCCAAACCCUCUUUGCUCUCUCUGGGUGACAUUUGCCAUCGCAUCUGUCAUUGUGGGAGUGACCGGUUUCAUGGCAUUAUGGGAUGUUAGUUUAGACUCCGUGUCUAUGAUUAAUCUUGUUAUUUGUAUCGGGUUUUCUGUCGACUUCUCUGCUCACAUAUCCUAUGCUUAUGUGUCAAGUGAAAAGUCCUCAGCGAAUGAGAAAGCCAUGGAUGCCGUCACUAAACUGGGCUAUCCGAUCGUUCAGGGUGCCGUGUCCACUAUCGCAGGUGUGGUGGUGCUCGCUGCUGCUAAAAGCUACAUCUUCAGGACCUUCUUCAAAAUCAUGUUCUUAGUCAUUCUGUUUGGGGCCGUCCAUGGCAUCGUAUUCAUACCGGUGUUCCUGACCUUCCUCAGCACUUGCAGUAACAGUCAUGAAAAAAAAAUAAUAAUCUUUCAGAGCAGUGACACAAGCGAACGGCAAGAGCUGGAGGUUCCUGGAGAGGGGUGGCUAGCUGCCAUUGUGUGUGGGGUGGUUACACCUAUGCCGUGUGUCUUGUCCAUCACUAUCACCACGCUGACAGAUGUGCUGGCUUUCUACAUCGGUCUCUUGACGCCCUUCCGCUCAGUUCAGUCCUUCUGCAUGUACACCAGCACAGCUCUUCUGUUCUACUACCUCUUCAACAUCACCUUCUUUGGCGCGUGUCUCGCACUGAAUGGUUGGAGAGAGAAAGGCAACAGACACUGGCUGACCUGCAUGAAAGUCCCAGAAGCCACUGGUGAUGAUGGAGGCUGUUGUGUUGCAUUUGAAAUGCCAAUGGAUUCAUUCUUUAAAAACUAUUACGUCCCUUUCUUAACAAAAGUGUAG